Molecule: messenger RNA, 2847 nt
Organism: Besnoitia besnoiti
Lineage: Eukaryota; Apicomplexa; Conoidasida; Eucoccidiorida; Sarcocystidae
Exons: 3
Coding region: 1-2847 (948 amino acids)
Biological process (GO): cilium assembly; cilium movement
Cellular component (GO): cilium
Source: RefSeq, a predicted model, not a curated record
AUGGCGAGCAGGCCGAGCUGCCAACUGUGUGGUUCGUUUGCAACAGAGCAAGGCAAUGGUCGUCCCGGAGCUCCUGCGGGGCCUACAAACAAACGGCGGGAUCAGGUUGAAGGCCUCUGCCGAAAGCCGGUGGAGCCCUGUGAGUGCCAGUCCAGCACAUGUUCACAAACACGCAAAACGAUGAUGCGGCCGCAGCUUGAAGUAACCGGCCAGGUUUCUGGGCGUUUCUCUGUCUCUAAUGCCUCUAACGUUCACUGCUCUUAUAAGUUAUUUGGCGGAAAGAAGUGUCAGAAGCCUGAAAACCAUCAAGUCGUGUUUGAACCUGAGUUUCUGAAUUUCGGUGCCUGUAUCCCGCAUCAGACCCAAACAAGGACGAUUCGAGUUCUUAACAGAUCAUCUUUCUCUGUGCGCUUCAUCGUACUAGCUCCGUCCGACCCUGCAUUUCAAAUAAACUUCAACAAAAAGGGUUUCCUCGCCCCGGGGAUGACACAGGAGAUUCAAAUUUACUUUUCCCCACUCGAAUGGAAGCUCUACAACACCACACUGAAGGUGCUGUACUCGCCCUCGGAUACAGGCUGCAGCCAGAGAAAAUUGAACGAACCGGUUUACACUGACGUCAGUUACCGUUGUAAAGAGGCCAGCCUCUCAGCAUAUCCAGAGCUUGCGAACCUGAAAAUCCCUUCAUUCUUAAACUUUGGUGUGGUACCAUUAGGAAAAACAACUAGUAAGACGUUUGAGAUUGUUAAUCAACAUCCCGUGUCGUUUCAGUUUGCGAUAAGGAAUACACGUGGUACUCCGGACUAUAGCGUAGCCCCCACUGGCGGUGAUGUGCCCGCGAAGGGGGCUGUCACUAUCGAGGUGACGUACUCGCCAAAAUCUGUCGCUACAAGUUUUUUGUCCUUCGAGCUUAUUCUGGCUGAUUACGGAUCCCGGCCGAACCGCGUUGAUGCUGUGGGAACAUGCAAUGGUGGAUUGCCGCCCCCUCUGCAGGAUGAUAUUCGGACUCGCAAGCGACGCUCCCGCUUGCGUCACGGUGGAGUCAGCAGAACAAGAAAUAUCUCGUUGCCGCAGUACCAAUCACCACAUAAACGUAGCAAGCUCCUUGCAAAACAACCUGAUCCUGUAGUUUAUAAUGGAGUUGUGGUUCCGAGCAAGGAUGGUCACGCGGUGUGCAACGGAGUAUUCACUCAGCACGCUAGGAGGAAAUCCGGGGAAUUGCCCUCUUUAUGCGAUCAAGCACGGGACUGUCCUUCAUCUGUGAGAAGUUGCUCUAGAAAGGGUGAUAUAUGCCACUGCCACAUCCCCGCUGGAGCAGACUGGGGCAGUUGUUUUUCAACCGAUAGUGCUACCCUGAAAGCUCGGUUCGAAAAACGAUGGAAAGAUGCGUUGCACACUCUCCGCGGGAAACCCCAAAAAGUCAUGGUGGCUCUCGGGGAACUGCCGCCUUCUCAGGCCAGAAAUCAACGGAUGAUCGCUCGGCGCCGCUGUGAUCUCCACAGCCUUUUGAGCCGAAGUUCGUUAGAGGACCAGAUCAGAGAGGAAUCUGAAUUUGCAUCGCGGCCACCAGUAGUCCCAGCGCGAUGGCUGCCCAGACAAGCACUCGACCGAAACGUGGUUUUGGACGAGUCAGCAAAUAAUGUGUUUGCUUUGCAAAUGGAAAGCAGAAACCGCCUCGUGUGCGCGGUUACCUCUAUUAUACAGCGAAACAGGUUACUCAGUCGUCUGGAGGCUCUGAAAGCGAAGCCUCAGGUUGAUAGUUCCAUGUCGGACGAAAUUUCAAUAUCGACAAGUGCGGAGGGCGGCGCUGCCGUUUCACAUUUCGGCGACGAGGGCGGAAAAAAACAAAACAACAAUGCAUUCGAGACAGUGGCACUGGAUUCCUCACUUCCCCUCGUAAUGCCCCGAUAUACAACAGCACAACGGGUCUUGCAGGUUGCUGUAAGGAUGCAUGACGUACCCCCUUGUUGUCUAGUUAAAGAAGGAGUAAAUGCAUCAGAAUUGUUCAAAUGUGUGGAAGAAUACAACACUUUAGCACCGAUACCACAGAUCGACUACGAGAUCAUGGGCCUGCAGGAAUUCGCAACCCCCAAUGCUGCUUGGCACCUUGAGCCGAGUAAUGGAGCACUUUGCUCCACAUUGCUUGGAUCGGGAAACCAGCCGUUUCUGGGAGAAACAGAAUACUGCAAAGAUGGAAAAAAAACCAGCGUGCCAGUCCUAGAACUCGACCCUCCUAUAAUCAACGACAUCCUCUUUGUCACCCCUGCAGCAUCAGAAUUCAGGCCGCUUAUCCCCUUGCCUCGAUAUAUCGAAACAGACCUAGGUCACUGUUUCCAGAAAGGCCUGGCACCUGACGGUCGUCUCAAAGAAUCAUCGCUCAUUCUUCCCUUCGUGAGAAAAAUCUCGUUGAGUAACGUGUUCCGUCCGGCAUCCCUUCAGCGAAAUAGAGAUUUGAUCCUAGGUGAGGCUAGGGGCAGGCACAACUGCUUCGGCCUCCGCCCCCUCUGUGCAUCACUGCCGUAUGUGGGCACUUUCCCCGAAACAGUUCCCCAAUACGGCUUCGCUGCUGAUCAGAUGAGUGACGCCGACUCAGACGACCGGGAAGAUUCAUUCGACGUUCCCGUACCAGAUAUUGACACAUACAUGCAGGACUAUACAGCUCUCCGUUCGUCCUCUACCCCGACACGCGGGGCAGAUGAACGAAGGUCCCAACAUGGGAGAGGAGCGCAGUUCGCGCAAGCGACUGCGGAGUUGGCCAAUUCGUGGGUGUCGCACAGGACUGAGACAGUACGACGUCUCAAACAAAUAAACACAAACCUACCUGCGGAGCUAAAGAUAUCCCUUGGCUAA